Rhopalosiphum padi (bird cherry-oat aphid) is the source of this 3025-nucleotide messenger RNA. Its product is annotated as short transient receptor potential channel 4-like. The transcript is spliced from 2 exons. Gene Ontology annotation, cellular component: cation channel complex; membrane. Lineage: Eukaryota; Metazoa; Arthropoda; Insecta; Hemiptera; Aphididae. Gene Ontology annotation, biological process: regulation of cytosolic calcium ion concentration; manganese ion transport; calcium ion transmembrane transport. Bases 387 to 2336 code for a protein of 649 amino acids. Gene Ontology annotation, molecular function: inositol 1,4,5 trisphosphate binding; protein binding; store-operated calcium channel activity. The record is from RefSeq and is a predicted model, not a curated record.
AAUAAAUAAUAAUGUUAGCCUUGCAAUUUAGAAGUGCACUCGUCGUACUCUUAAAUGCAAAUAUAUUUUAAUGACAGUUAAUUUAGUCGUGCCUUUAAUUAUUGCAACCUAAAGAACUAUUGAUAAUAUUAUUGCCUAGGUAGACAAUAUUCAUAAUUUUAGAAAUCUAUUGUAGUAAUAUUUCCUGUAUUUAUUAGGCAUUGUCAAAAAUUUAAAUUUUAAAAAGAAAUAAAAUCCGUCCCUACAUAAUUCAAGCAAUUUUAUUAUUUUCUAGUCAUUCUUGACAGUGCCUAACUAUGACCAUUGCCGGUAACGUGUAUAUAUAAACUGCAGACGUGAAAAUCGGUGACUUGAUACUGUUGGCGAUCACGUACGACAAUCUCAAGAUGUUGGACCGGCUGCUGGAAUUCGACGAGACCAACAACGGAACGGGAAACCGGGGCAAGGGCAUUGGCUGGAAUCGUGUGCGGUCGGACGACGACGUUAACGGAGCCGAUCCGGAAGACGACGCCGAUUCGGAAGAGUUUCCGCGGUUCAUGACGCCGCUGAUGUUGGCCGCGCAAUGCGGCCUGUACGAGACUGUCGAGUACCUGGUGAACCGCGGCCACAAGCUGGACAGGCCGCAUCCACCGCGGUGCACCUGCAGUGACCAGUGCAUGGUCUCGGCUUCGCGCGCCGACGCGGUGGCCGACAGCUGCAAACGGUUGAACGGGUACUGGGCCAUCAGCAACCCGACGUUCAUAUGCACCACGUCUUCCUGUUCCGAUCCGGUACUCGAGUGCUUCCGGUUGCACGAAGAGCUGUUGCGGUGCGGAUCCGCCGAACAGGUGCACAACGCUACGUACACGUAUAUGGCCGCACAGGUUAGACAAUUCGCGGUGGAAAUGAUAGUGAACUGCAGGACGUCGGACGAAGUCAAGAUCAUGUUGCGAAAUCGGGACGGUUGCAAGUUCAGAGGUCAGUUCCCGUACCCGAGACUGAUCACAGCCAUGGAUUACAAGCAGAAGGAGUUCGUAGCGCACAUCAACAUCCAACAGGUGCUGGAAACCGCGUGGCUGGGCGACUGGAUCGAGUGGAAGGCGUACUCGGGGCAGCGGAAGUUGGCGUACCUGCUGUGGCGGUUCUGCAUGCUGCCGGUCACGGUGGCGCUGGGAAUGCUGGCGCCCAACUCGAAGCUGAACCAGUUCAACCGGUUGCCGAUCAACCGGAUGUUCAACAGCCUGGUCACCUACCUGGUGUUCCUCGGGCUGCUGUUCGCGCACUCGAACGCGGACAAGUUCAAGACGCGCAGGGGCGCGCCGGAACUGCGGACGUGGCUGCCGAUCGUGGUGUUCGUGCUGGGCCACGUGGUGGAGAAGACGAAGCUGCGGCUGCAGCAGGGCCCGGGCCGGUUCUUCAAGAACCUGUGGAACGUGUUCGACACGGUCAAGCUGACGCUGUUCAUCGUGGCGUUCCUGUGCUGGGCGGUGGCCGGCGUCCGGGCCGGCCGCGAGUCGGACCACCACCUGGACCGGAAGUACUGGCACUGGGCCGACCCGCAGCUGCUGGCCGAGGGCCUGUUCACCGUGGCCACCGUGAUGGCGUACCUGCGGCUGCUGUUCCUGUGCCAGCUCAACUACUACGUGGGGCCCAUGCAGGUGUCCCUCGGCAAGGUGCUGCACGACUUCGGCAAGUUCGCCACGUUUCUGGUGAUCAUCAUGGCGGCGUUCACGUGCGGCCUGGGUACGUAUUACUCGUAUUACGCGGGCAUGGUGUACAAGGACCCGGAGACGGGCGAGACCACCAGACAGGAGGACUCGUUCGUCACGGUGCCCGACACGUUCAAGACGCUGUUCUGGGGCAUAUUCUGCAUGACGUCGCUGGACGCGCCCAACGUGGUGGUGGGCAACGCGGCCCCGGCCGCCGGCCACGCGGACGCCGAGGCGCAGACGCACCAGUUCACGCAGCUGGUGGGCUACGGGCUGUUCGCCGUGUUCGAGGUGCUCAUGGUGGUGGUCAUGAUGAACAUGCUCAUUGCCGCCAUGUCGGACACGUUCCAGGGCGUCACCGACAACGCCGAGUACGAGUGGCUGUUCGGCCGGACGAAGGUGUACGUCAGCUACAUGUUGCAGGACGACCUGCCGCCGCCGUUCAACCUGUUGCCCACCACGGGGCUGCUGUUCUGCGCCAAACGGUACGUGUCCAAGUCGUCGCGGGGCUACAGCUUCUUGCCGGGCGACGACGGCCGGGGCGACUUCGACAGCCGAUCGACGGCCGCCGCCCCCGAGUACCGCGACCUCAUGGCCGAGAUCAUCAAGCGGUAUUUCACGAUGCACAGGGCGCCCGCCGAACACUGAAACGCGCGAUAAUAACAAAUGUCGCCGCCGCCGCCGUCGUCAUUGUCAUUCGUCCCGGCAGCACUGCCGCACGUUCGCCGUCGCGGUUUUCCCUCUUCCCACCCCCCCAUUCCCCCUUCACCGCUCCCAUCACGCUCGUUUUCACUAACCGUCACCCCUGCACGGCCGACAACUCGUUUUGUCGUCAUCGCACCGCGUCGUUUUUUUUUACAUCGCCGUCGUCCGUGAUUAUCGUUAUUCAUCUGUAAACUAUUUAAAAAUAUUUAUAAGCAUACGUCAUAUUGUUAUAAUAAUAUCAUGUUGUAAUGUAACAAUGAUAGAAACAUAAUUUUAAAACGAUAUUUCCCGUUGCGCCCCGUUGGACACUGCUUGCAGUAGCUACACGGAGAUAGGUUUUGAUAUUUUUUUUGCGCGACGAUAUUAUAUAAUAUUGUUGCAUAAUAUAUUAUGUCGCAGUCGAGUCGUCAUAAUGAUAACGAAUGAAUAUAAUGGUAGGUGCAUAAUAAUGGAUACUAAAUUAUAAUCGACAACGAUCUCCCCACUCCUCCGCCCUAGAAAAUCGGACCGCGCAGACGUCACUGCAGGAGUAUAUUAUAAUUAUUGUUAUAUAUUUACUGUGAUAUUUAAUGGAUAAUUGUAUUUUUUUUUUUUUAUGUUUUUGAAUUCAACAAUUUUUUUUAAUAUUUUCU